Messenger RNA from Pteronotus mesoamericanus, 2439 nucleotides. It is a transcript of the gene GTF2H3, whose product is annotated as general transcription factor IIH subunit 3. The record is from RefSeq and is a predicted model, not a curated record. The coding region runs from base 236 to 1042 and encodes 268 amino acids. The transcript is spliced from 14 exons. Gene Ontology annotation, cellular component: transcription factor TFIIH holo complex; transcription factor TFIIH core complex. NCBI's taxonomy places the organism in Eukaryota, Metazoa, Chordata, Mammalia, Chiroptera, Mormoopidae. Gene Ontology annotation, biological process: regulation of DNA-templated transcription; nucleotide-excision repair.
GGGCGAUGGCCUCCGAUGAAGAUGAACUGAACCUCCUAGUUAUCGUAGUUGACACCAACCCGAUUUGGUGGGGAAAGCAAGCAUUAAAGGGGUCUCAGCAAUAGUUGGCUAGUAACCUCAUCACAGAAGGUGCCGUGUGGCUAUUCCCUAAGUGUUAUACGGAAGAUACUCAUGGCAUGGCGUGCCGGUACAGAAAUGACCUCAUUUUACCUUAUCAAAAUGCAUAGAUGCGGUCAUGGUGCUGGGGAAUUCUCACUUGUUCAUGAAUCGUUCCAACAAGCUUGCUGUCAUAGCAAGUCACAUUCAAGAAAGCCGAUUCUUGUAUCCUGGAAGGAACGGCAGACUGGGAGACCUCUUCGGGGACCCUGGCAACCCUCCUUCCGAGUUCAAUCCCUCAGGGAGUAAAGACGGGAAGUACGAGCUGUUAACCGCAGCAAAUGAAGUCAUUGUUGACGAGAUUAAAGAUCUCAUGACUAAGAGUGACAUCAAGGGCCAGCACACAGAAACCUUGCUGGCAGGAUCCCUGGCCAAAGCGCUGUGCUACAUUCAUAGGAUGAACAAGGAGGUUAAAGAUAAUCAGGAAAUGAAGUCAAGGAUAUUGGUGAUCAAGGCCGCAGAGGACAGCGCGCUGCAGUACAUGAACUUCAUGAACGUCAUCUUCGCUGCGCAGAAACAGAAUAUUUUAAUCGAUGCCUGUGUUUUAGACUCCGAUUCGGGACUCCUCCAACAGGCUUGUGACAUCACAGGGGGAAUGUACUUGAAGGUGCCUCAGGUGCACCCUCUCCUGCAGUAUUUACUGUGGGUUUUUCUUCCUGACCAGGAUCAGCGAUCUCAGCUGACCCUGCCACCCCCCGUCCAUGUCGACUACCGGGCGGCGUGUUUCUGUCACCGGAAUCUCAUUGAAAUUGGCUACGUCUGUUCUGUGUGCUUGUCAAUAUUCUGCAAUUUCAGCCCUAUCUGCACUACCUGCGAGACUGCCUUUAAGAUUUCCCUACCUCCUGUGCUGAAGGCGAAGAAGAAGAAACUGAAAGUGUCUGCAUGAUGGAACUUUCCCCGUCCUUUAGAGCUAUUUAUAGAUAGUGUAUGGGGGAGGCUUUGCAGGAAGGCUCUGAAAAAAUACCGAUAUGGCUAAGGAUUUUCAGUGGAGUCUCUUACAGGAUACAGUUCUCAAACAUCAUCCUCAUUCUGUACUUCUGGGGGGCUGAUUCGUACGAGGGAGGCCUAUGUAGUGUAAGUACCCUAAAGUGUUUUCAGGCUGAUAGUGGUCCAGAGAGGGGAGGAAAGCACACAUUUGUGACUUUUUAUUGGGAUGGUCAUUUGUCACGUCAGUGUGUCCUGGCUGAUUAUAGGCUUUAGAACUUACUACCCAAGUCUAGACUCGUAGUGCGAAAUGUUACACGUGAAAUCUGAACACAGAGAAAACGGAGUAAUGGUGUUAAUCAAUAUGGAACAUGUUAGUUGAAUCAGCUCUUAACUUUGACAACAGUCAUGUAAAUAAAAUUCUUACUGCCUGCAUUGAGGUUUAGCUUCAUAUAUUAGCAGUUAUUUAUUCUUUUGUGUGACACCUGUACAUGUUUGGACACAGGUAUCCAAAUAAUAAUAGUUUGUUGCUGGAUCCCUACAAAAUCUGAUUUUAAAUGAGCGAGGCGAGUGAGCCCAGGAGUCUGGCUGCAGCUUUUCCUUCCAGAGCAGCUGUGUGAGGAGCUCACUUGUGGAAGCUGACGCCUGGGUUGUGGGGGCCUGGCCGUGGGGGUGUGUUGGCAGGGCGGGGGGGAUGGAGGCUCUAUAGUUAAGUGUUGCCCACAGACUGAAUUCUUUGCUUUUCAACCAAGGAAAAGAAAAGAAACCCAUUAAUAUUGGGGAACUAUUCUUUAGAAGCUUUGGACUUAAUACUGGAAACUUCUGUAAGUUCAAAAAACAAUUAUUUGUAAUUUUAAUGAUAAAAAAUGUUUCUAUGUAACCUUGAAGUUAUUAAAAGUCCUUUAAUAGUGUAGGAAGUGUUUUCAGGAACAGUGGCUGGUUUGGUUUGUUUUUAAAAGUAUGUUGACAAAUUAUGUAUCCAAUUUUAUAUGUAAGUAAGAUUUAAAUUUUCUCUUUAUACCAUCUCAGAAACUCAUUUAAGUAACUUGGUGGUCUUUGGUUAGAUUAUUUCAGGUAUAUUUUGUAUUCUGGACUUACAAUUUUAUUAAAUACACAAAAUUUUCAUGAUAACUUUGCAGGUAUUUGUUAACCCUUAAGUUUGAGAAUCUAUCUUUUUUUAAAUAAUCUUUAAUAUUUUAUAGCCUAAUUAAGUGUAAUGGAAAACACUAUUUUAAGCCUAGGAAAGAAAGCAUCAUUUAUGUAAAAGACAAAUAAGUUCAAGGAAGUUAAGGUUAGGGUUAUUUUCAUUCAUUGGAACUGUUUUAUAUACUGUCUUAGUUCUGCUUGUUUUAUUUUUGU